This is a messenger RNA of Sinocyclocheilus anshuiensis, 6330 nucleotides long. Its product is annotated as multiple PDZ domain protein-like. The coding region runs from base 1 to 6084 and encodes 2027 amino acids. The transcript is spliced from 44 exons. The record is from RefSeq and is a predicted model, not a curated record. Gene Ontology annotation, molecular function: protein binding. Lineage: Eukaryota; Metazoa; Chordata; Actinopteri; Cypriniformes; Cyprinidae.
AUGCGCCUUUAUGAGGCUCGAAGCCUCCUGAAGAACCACGACGCGGAACAGGAUAGGCUAUAUCGAGUAUCCUUCGUCCCCCAAACCUCUAUGGUGGACACGGGGGAUCAGAGCCCUGUGUUGUAUCCCGAUCAGUGUUUUUCUGGAAUGAGAGGAAGAUGCGCAGAGUGGGUCCAGCGAUGGCAUCAGCGCCAGUCCAUCGCUAGAUCGUCCAUGCGACCCGACAGAUGGAGGGUGGGAGGGAAAGAGAAAGAAAGGGAGGAUAAGAGAGGGGCGGUGAAUCUGGAGCCGGUGAUGACGGGAGGACUUGAGCAUGCUCUGGUGGCCGAGAGCGCACACAGCAGUGAAGGUCGACCUUCCCAUCACCUGCGGGGUCAUCAUCGAAAUGGUGAACCGUCAGUGCAAUUCAUAAAGCCUGUCGUCGGUUACAGAGGCGUCACUCUCACUUCAUGCCAAACGUCACCGUCGCUGUCACACGUAAGGACUGUCAGAUGUCAGAAAGAGAGUGCUGGUAAUUCAGUACCCAAAGAGUUGAAGAUGAUGGACACACAGCGUGCUUUGCUGGCAGUGGAGCGGCUGCAGGAGAGGCUGAAGAAGAAGGGAGAACUGCCUGCUGAGGAAAAACUCAGUCUGCUCAAGAGUGUCUUACAGAGUCCCCUGUUUCACCAGAUACUCAUCAUGCAAGACACCGAACAACAGCAUCAGCAACAACAGGUUUUUCCCAGAAUGCCUCUGUCUCAGUCAUUGAGUGAUGAUGCAGAUGUUGUGAGCACAUCCCACCCCUCAUGCACUCUGAGGUACAGAGACUCCUACCUCUCAGCCCAGCGGCGCAAUGACCGAUGUCAAUCCUCCAAUCAUGCGACUUUUGACCCUUGCAUCACAGAGGACAUUUCACUGCUGCAGUCCAUGGCCCAGGGUCGGUCUGUGCUUAGUUUUGACCUGGACAAGGGUGAAAGUGCUUUAGGCAUCAGCAUUGUUGGAAUGGAGACUGAAGGCUGUGGAGGUCUUGGUAUCUUCAUACAGAAGAUCCAGCCGGACUCUGUAGCACACAGUGAUGGACGUCUGCAUGAGGGUGAUCAGAUUCUAGCAGUGAAUGGCAAGCCGUUUGAAUCCUCUGUAACACAGGAACAAGCUGUCCAGGUUCUUCUGGAAGCUGCUUCUGUGGUAACCUUAAUUAUAGCCAGGGAACCAGCCCCAUCAUUCAGCCCCCCACAGCCUCGACAAAUUCAUCAUAUUGAGCUGCAGAAUGACGGAUCGGGUCUGGGCUUCGGCAUCGUUGGAGGGAGGAGUACUGGCACCAUGGUAAAAACCAUCCUACCUGAUGGUGUAGCUGGAAGGGACGGGAGAUUGCGUAGUGGUGAUCUUCUCCUCAGAAUCGGUGGUGUGGACGUGUCCACCAUGGGCAGUGAGGAAGUGGCACGUGAGCUCCGUCUUGCUGGUUCCCGUGUGAGACUUAUCAUUGCCAGGGAAACCACUGAUGGUGACCUCUCACCUUCCAUCGCCCAGCAACAGGACACUCAGAAGAAACAGGGUUUAGUAGAGAAAAGGGAAAAAGAGUUCGGUGUCAGAUUCAGAAACAACAAGAACAGUUUAGGCAUCAACAUCUCCAAAUCUCUGGAUAACCUGGACAAAGAGUCCAGCGGGUUUGAAAUAAAGAGCAUACUGAAAGGAAAUGCAGUGAAUCAGGAUGGACAAAUUCACACCGGAGAUCACAUUAUUGCUGUGGAUGGUCAGAAACAGAAAGCGGAGGAGAUUCUGCACACGACUGGCCAACAAGUGGAGAUCUCUCUUCAGAGAAAGGGCUCACCAUCUGGAACACAGACAACCCCCACAACGUCCACAAUCUCUCAGAGACCCUCAACCCUUCUGGGGCUCCUUCCCCCUCCGCUGCCUGCAUGUCUGCCAGAGCCAAAGCCAGUCCUGCCCCCAGGGAAAGUUUUCUACACUGAACGCCGGGACCUCAACUUCAACAGAGAGUGCAUUGAGUCAAGGCGAAGCUGUUAUUUAGAGUCCAACAUGGAGAACAGAAACCAGUCUUCAUUUUGCAAACUGUCUGGUGAAGAGGAAAUAUUGAAGGAGAAGUGGCAACGCAAACUGGGUCCUCAAUAUGAAAUCAUGGUGGCCCAGGUACAGAAAUUGACUGAGAGCAGUGGUCUUGGUGUGAGUUUGGAGGCUAAGGAAGGUCAUCACUAUAUCUGCUCUAUACUGCCAGAAGGUCCGAUCGGACAGACGGGAAUCGUUCAUCCUGGAGACGAACUGCUAGAGGUGAACGGCUUCUCUCUGAUUGGUGAGACACACAAGGAAGUUGUGAGCUUGCUGAAGGAACUUCCCGUGAAUGUUUGUGUGGUUUGCAGUCGUCUCGUCCCACCCACAGCCAGUGAUGAAGAUGACGAUGAUGGUGACGAUGUACAACUCACCCUCAAGGAGCUACUAGCAGAAUUUAAUGAAAAGGCCGAGCAAAACUCGUCUGCACACAGAGAGGAUGAAUGGAGGACAGAGGCUCCUAUGCUUUCCCAUCAGGCCAUGUGGGAGAAUGAGAUUCAAGUUUAUGAGCUGCAGAAAGGCGAUUCUGGUCUGGGAUUCAGUAUACUAGACUACCAGGACCCCAUGAACCCAGGGCAUACUGUGAUAGUGAUCCGCUCUCUUGUAGCAGGCGGUUUGGCAGAAAGAGAUGGCCGCUUGUUGCCAGGCGACCGGCUGAUGUUCGUGAACGGGACUGACUUGAGCCACGUGAGUCUGGAUCAGGCCGUUCGCGUCCUGAAGAGCACUGCUUUGGGCAUCGUACGCAUCGGAGUCACCAAACCCUUAACGAAGAAUGAGACUCAGGACGCAGGAGCUGAUGUAACCGUCAGCGGCCACUCCGAACAUUACAACCAGCACGGCACUUUGCAGGCAAAUUCCCACUCUCAGAACAGCACGAUGGAGGCUGACGCCAAACACGUCUCCAUCCCCUCAAGUGGCUAUGAGAGAAGCAUAACUAUAGUCAGGGGAAACUCCAGUCUGGGUAUGUUAACCCUGUUCAUUACACUCUUGCUGUCUGUCUUCUUAUUCAUCCUCAGUAUGUUUCACGGAGAGCUGAACUCUGUGAGAGACCUUAUCAAUGAAGAAUCCACCACCAACCUGACCAAUGCACAAGCCAGAGCUAUGCUGCGCAGACAUUCACUGAUCGGACCUGAUCUCAGCGUGACGUAUAUACCUGCUGCCUUCCUGGACAUGCACAGAGCCAGCUAUGGCCAAUCAAAAGAGGAAAUGGAAACACACAGAACAGCUACCGUCCAACCCAAGCACUCACAGAACCUGCCUUUCAAACCUCUAGAAUGCAUUUCUGAACAACAAAGUACAGUGGACGGUAAAGGAGUGAAUGGGAAGACUCAAGCUGAAGAAGAGAAUGAAAGAACAGAUAACCACAGUCAAGUAAGACUAAGAGAGAGCGAUGAAAGACUGGACAGAGACAAAAAGGUGAAGAAUGAAAGAACGGUCUUGGAGAGUGAGAACGGACAAAGACGAGGGAGAGAAAAAGACAGACAAAAAAAAGAUGAAGAAGAAACACACAGGAAGGAUCGUAGCUCAUGGAGUCAGCCUAGAAGAGUCACAUUAUUCAGGGCUGGGGCCACGUGUCUUGGCUUCAGUGUGGUGGGGGGUCGUGGUAUGGGCAGUCGACUCAGCAAUGGAGAAAUGAGACGGGGCAUCUUCAUAAAACACAUCGCAGAGGACAGCCCAGCUGCAUGCAACAGCACUCUGAAAGAAGGAGACCGAAUUCUUCAGCUUUCAGCUCCUGACAACUGCCCUGAAGAUGACAAUGCAUCAAAAUCAAAUUCUCAAAAUCAUCAGGAGCCCGAGAUCCCCAAUAAUCUCUCCCCAACCUACCCCUUCAGUCCCAUCCCCUUUAAGCGAACAGAAGACUGGAAGUUGGGGAAGCCUCCACAUGUAGCUCCCCCACUCCUGAAACUGCCCUCUAGGCAAGUCGAGACAGAAACAGAUGGAGUGCAGCGGGUUCCAGAGAGACCACCGCUGCCAGAAGAGGGUUCACAUCAUCACAGCGAGCAGGAGCAGGCCUCUUACUGGAGCCGCAUGCAGCAGAGGUAUGGCAGUCUGCCUGGAGAGCUGCACAUGUUUGAUCUGGACUGUGGCUCUCACGGCUCUGGACUGGGAUUGUGUUUGUCGGGAAACAGAGAUGGAGCGCGUGGUAGAAUGAGUGUGUACGUGUCCGAGAUCAAACCGGACGGGGCUGCUGCCGCAGAUGGUCGGGUCAGAGUGGGAGAUGAACUGCUGGAGAUAAAUGGACAAGUGCUGUAUGGACGCAGUCACCAGAACGCAACAGCAAUCAUCAACAACACUCCGGCUAAAGUCAGGAUUCUGCUCACAAGGAAUAAAGCUGCACAGAAACAGAUGACUACAGGACCAGCAAAGGAGAUGGACAACUGUCCUGUUGUAUCUCCAGCUAUGCAUAUCAACAUGAUCAGAGAAGGUCAACAUUCAGUAUUAUUGCAGGAUGGAAGGAUCAGCAGAGAGGAUAAACUGAAGUCUCGUUCCUCAGAGAGCCUCAACAUUGGUCUUCCUGCUCCAAUCAAUGCCACAUCCAAUCAUAAGCCCUCCUGUCAUCCUGCCAGUCACAUGUCUCCCAGCCACUGUACGCCUCCAUCAUCUGGUGUUUCAUCAGCUGAUGACAGGAGCCGCUGCGGCCCCACAGCCAAUCAGAGCUCUAGCACAGGGCCUCACAGCACUUCUUACUUGGCCCAGGGUUCUGUGAGCUCUGACCCCCUAACAAGUCCAAUCAUAGCUGGCUGUAUAAAUACCAUCGAUAUCUGCAAGGGCACUGCGGGGCUCGGCCUCAGCAUAGUAGGAGGCUGCAACACAGUGCUGGGCGUAAUAGUGAUUCAUGAAGUGAAUAAGGAUGGUGCGGCACACAGAGAUGGUCGGCUGUGGGCUGGAGAUCAUAUACUAGAGGUGAACGGCAUUGAUCUGAGAAUGGCCACUCAUGAGGAGGCCUUGAGCGUCCUGCGCUUGAGUCCGCAGCGUGUGCGAUUGUGCAUCUACAGAGACCCUGGGACAGAAAACCACUCCACACACACCCUCCAGAACCACACACCCGAGGACAUGUGGGACCUCUUCAGUGUGGAACUGAACCUCAAAACAGGACAGGGACUGGGGCUUCGCAUUGUGGGUAAAUGGAAUGAUACUGGAAUCUUCGUGUCUGAGAUAACAAGGGGAGGGGCUGCAGACUUGGAUGGAAGACUGUUGCUAGGUGACCAGAUUUUGUCUGUGAAUGGAGAGGACAUGCGAGCUUCAUCACAAGACGAUGCAAGCGCGCUACUGCAGAGCUGUAGUGGGCCUGUGCUGUUGGAGGUGGCUCGUUUUAAAACUCCAUCACACUACUCAUAUGGAGAUCAGGUGGGCGAGCUGGACGUCCCUCUUCUCUCCUCUUUCAGUGCAUAUGAUUCUGUGGAUGGGAACGUGGACAUCAGAACUGUCAGCGUUCAGAAGCAUGAGUGUGAGUCUGUGGAGUUGAGAUUGAGAGGCACACAGGGAGAUGGAAUGAUUUAUAUCUCCAACCUGGACCCGACCACAUCCGCAGCGCGUGCAGGACUUCUGCAGCUGGGUGCCAGGGUCAUCAGCAUUAACGGUACAUCAACAGCACGUCUCUCAGUUACUGAGGCAAGUGCUGUCCUGAGAAACAGCAUCGGAGCCGUCACACUGCAGGUGAUGCCAAGUGGCUGUGCAGAUGGAGCUCGUAAAGAUCAGGCAUCUUUAAUUCACUCCUCACCUGGAGGACACACUACCCACAACCACCAGAGUUCUCCUCAGUUCCAGACUAUCACUCUUGAACGUGGCGCUGCUGGGCUUGGCUUCAGUAUUAUAGGAGGAUUUGGCAGUUCCCAUGGUGACUUGCCAAUCUAUGUCAAGAGCAUAUUUCCCAAGGGAGCUGCGGUGGAGGACAGGCGUCUGCGUCACGGUGAUCAGCUGCUGAAAGUAAACGGACAGAGUCUGCAGGGUGUCACUCAUUCUGAAGCUGUCGAGCUCCUUAGACAAACCAGCGGGACGGUCACUCUACACGUACUCUCAAAAACACCACCAACAUGCUGAUAAUGUCACAGUCCUGUCCAGAUGGUUUGCAUAGACCUCAAGGAGCAGAUUGUCAGACACAGAUGGAGAUUCUACAAGCUGUAUUUAUCAAAAAGCAAAAAAAAAAAACUCCCAAAAUGUACUCUUUUCUAAUUGCAAAAGUAAUGUGUAAAAGUGGGAGACGCCAAUAGAGACUAGUGCUAAACCAGUGGUUCUCAACCAAAGGGACUGCAGGAUGACUUCAAGUUAUUUAAAUUAUAAUUAUUA